Messenger RNA from Rhipicephalus sanguineus (brown dog tick), 579 nucleotides. RefSeq lists its product as uncharacterized. The transcript is spliced from 3 exons. The coding region runs from base 1 to 579 and encodes 192 amino acids. The record is from RefSeq and is a predicted model, not a curated record. Lineage: Eukaryota; Metazoa; Arthropoda; Arachnida; Ixodida; Ixodidae.
AUGGAGAACCUCCACGUCAACAACACCAGCUACAAAUUGCUGUCCGUGCGGAGUGACGCUUUGUCGAGACUCUUCAACGUCUUUCUCUCAGUACACCUGCACUCGGGAGAUAUCGAGACGCCCGACAAACAGUGGCUAUCGAAGGACCCGAAUGACACGCUCGGACUGCUGGCAACGCUGAACAACUCGUCAUCUUCAGCAGUUUCGUUGUCCGCCACUUCCGCUGUGCCAGCAGAGUUUGGGGCUCCCGUGGUCGUGGCCCCAGCAGCACCCCGCGACGACGUAGAGAUGCUGCUGUCCGUUAUGCUGACCACCGCAUGUGUCUUCCUCUGUUUCAUCCUCUUGCUAGCCAUCAAAUGCUGCGCCAAUCUGUGCUGCAUCGACUUGCUCUACUGCAUCGCUCACUGUGGCCGUCGACCGAUCCGACCGACACCAGAACCAAGGAUCGUAGAGCCUGUUGUGGUGCGAUUGCUGCCAGAUCGCGCUUCAUUGGAGCGGCUUCUGCGCGAGGAAGUCAGGGGCAAGAAGAUGGAAGCAUCGCGGAUGGAGAAAAAGAAGUUCUACAUGCACAGCGUGUGA